UCCAGAGUAUCCUAGGUUGCCAUACCCUGUCACAAUGUUGCCUCGACUGGUCUGCAUCAGUGAUUAUGAACAGCAUGCCCGAUUAGUGCUUCAGAAGUCAGUGUAUGACUAUUACAGGUCUGGGGCAAAUGAUCAGGAGACUUUAGCUGAUAACAUCAACGCAUUUUCUAGAUGGAAGCUCUAUCCACGGAUGCUUCGCAACGUUGCUGAUAUCGAUCUGUCAACUUCUGUUUUAGGACAGAGAGUCAGCAUGCCAAUAUGUGUUGGGGCUACUGCCAUGCAGUGCAUGGCUCAUGUGGAUGGGGAGCUGGCCACUGUGCGAGCCUGUCAGACCAUGGGAACUGGCAUGAUGCUGAGUUCUUGGGCUACUUCCUCAAUAGAAGAAGUGGCAGAGGCUGGCCCAGAGGCUCUUCGCUGGAUGCAACUGUACAUCUACAAAAACCGUGAGAUCAGCAGACAGAUAGUGAAGCGAGCUGAAAAGAAGGGUUACAAGGCCAUAUUUGUGACUGUGGACACCCCUUACCUGGGCAACCGCAUUGAUGAUGUGCGGAACAGGUUCAAGCUGCCACCACAACUCAGGAUGAAAAACUUUGAAACCAAUGAUUUGGCAUUUUCUCCUAAGGGAAAUUUUGGAGACAACAGUGGACUUGCUGAAUAUGUGGCACAAGCCAUAGACCCAUCUCUCAGCUGGGAUGAUAUUACAUGGCUCAGACAAUUGACAUCACUGCCUAUUGUUGUAAAGGGCAUUUUGAGAGGUGAUGAUGCCAAGGAAGCUGUUAAACAUGGUGUGGAUGGGAUCUUGGUGUCGAAUCAUGGGGCGCGACAACUGGAUGGGGUGCCAGCUACUAUUGAUGUCCUGCCAGAGAUUGUUGAGGCCGUGGAAGGGAAGGUAGAAGUCUUCCUGGAUGGGGGAGUAAGGAAAGGUACCGAUGUUCUCAAAGCUCUGGCCCUAGGAGCCAAGGCCGUUUUUGUGGGAAGACCCAUCAUCUGGGGCUUGGCUUUCCAGGGGGAGAAAGGUGUUCAAGAUGUCCUCGAGAUACUGAAGGAAGAAUUCCGGCUGGCCAUGGCUCUGAGUGGGUGCCAGAAUGUGAAAGUCAUCGACAAGACAUUGGUGAGGAAAAAUCCUUUGGCUGUUUCCAAGAUCUGACAGUGCACAAUAUUUUCCCAUCUGUAUUAUUUUUUUUCCAGAGUGGAUUACUUGACAAAGAGACACUGUGCAGAGGGUGACCACAGACUGUAACUCCCCACUUCUAUACAAAGGGUGUCGUUCUUUUCCAACAAAAUAGCCACCCCUUUUCCUUCAUUGCUUUUGACUUUUCAAUGGGUGUCCUAGGAACCUUCUAGAAAGAAAUGGACUUGCAUCCUGGAAAUAUAUUAACUGUUAAAAAGAAAACAUUGAAAAUGUGUUUGGGCAACGUCAUCCCCUGGCAGGCUAAAGUGCUGGGGAACAAAAGAUAUCCUCUGGUGAGAUUGCAGGUAGCAUGCUGAAGUGAAAGAUACUGACCUCACUGUCCAUUAACCUGUCUUCUGUUUAGAUUUCCUUAAGACAGUGGCUCUUACAGUUUGCACUGGGCUUUGAAAUGCUGGAAAUGCCCAGAGAAACAUGAGGUUUGGAUUUGCCAUGUUGAGAAAAUAGCACCGGGUAGAAUUGAAAUGGAUGGUGGUAAUUUGUGAUUUUUUUUUCUAGAAACUUUUCAUUUUUUUAACACCCUAUUUCUUUGAAGGUAGAUUUUUAGCUAUAUAUCGCACAUCUGAAUAUGUCUGGAUGUUUUGUGGCAGUCACUGCAUUUGAAAGGGAUGUGUUUAGUCCAGUUGGGACCACAUGGAGCUAUUUUUACUUUUAAACUUUGUCUCCUCAUUCCCAUUUUAAAUUAAGUGUUGACUUCCUAAUUCCUCUUGAAUCUUUUUUGAUUUUCUCACUUUUCCUCAUUUAUAGUCACAUUCAGUGUCAAGUAUAUAUUUUGUGGGGUCCAUGAUGAAUAAAGAUUUGAAAUUCUUGUUCAGAAGGAAGGCAAAAAAAAAAGCCUUUCCUUUUAUCACAGUAAUUUUCUUAAUUGUCCAUGUUUUCUUUUCCUUUUCUUUAUUUUAUUAAUUUAGUGCCAUUCUUCCAUGGGUAUGGGCUAGUGGAGGCACACUACCAAUUGAAGACUCCAUAAAAGUGACUGUAGUUCUCCCUGAAACUUGCCUUGUUUGUACCUAUGCUCAGAAUUUGCACAGAGUGACUGAGCCAGCAGCUAAGAGCCUGUUCCUGGGACAUAGAGGGGUACCAGAAGGGACAGUGUGUCAUUUUUGGCUCAGUAUACACUCCACUUGUCUCACUGAAGGCCUUGGGGGCUCCCAGAGACUGAACCACCAAACAAAGAGCAAGCAUGGGCAGAACCUAGGCUGCCUUAGAGGCCCCCUGCACAUAUGUAGCAGAUGUACAGCUUGGGCUUCAUGCAUAACCCCUAACAACUGGAGUGAUAGCUUACCAUGACUCCGUUGCACUUAACCUUGUAGGGUUAACCAGGGUGGGGUGUUACCCAUGGGGGCUCCUUUUUCUCAGAGGAGAAGUGAGGGUGGAAUACAGGGAUGAUCUGGGUUAGGGGGUGCUGGGAGGAGAGUGAGGCUGAUAUUGGAAUGUAAAGGGAAUACAUACAUAAGUUAAAGAAAAAAAAAGACACAAUUUCAAAGGUAAAAUUGUUAGUAUUUUAAAGGUAGCAGUCAAAGAGCAUCAAACGCUGAACCUGAUGAAAAUCCUUCUGGCUAUGGAACUGUGAACACUGAGUUUAACUGCACUGGGCUAUUAGUUUUAGUCCCAGAGAGCUUUCUGCAAUAGGAGCUACACUUGGCUUCUGGAGUCAUUUUUUCAACCAUCAUGGAGUGUUGAAUAAAGCCCCCUUAAAAA
Molecule: messenger RNA, 2887 nt
Organism: Mus caroli (Ryukyu mouse)
Lineage: Eukaryota; Metazoa; Chordata; Mammalia; Rodentia; Muridae
Gene: Hao1
Product: hydroxyacid oxidase 1
Molecular function (GO): FMN binding; oxidoreductase activity
Source: RefSeq, a predicted model, not a curated record